CCGAAAACUAACCGAGAACUCCGACACGAACAUUGUUUCCAGUAUAGCGGUAUUAGUACCAGCAGUAAAGUGUGCAGAACGAGCUGUAUAUGGACAAUUUGUUAACAGAAUCUGUUCCCACUAAGGAGCAUAUGGAUGAAAAUGUUGUCAUGGGCGAUGUUGAAGUAGAAGGAACAGCAAAAAACGAGCUUGACCAGCCAGCAACUGAAGAAGUUCAAAUCAGACGGAAUGCAUUGCACCUAAUCGGAUUAACCGAUUUGUCUCAAAAUCAAGUGUCCGAGUUUGUCACAGAGUACUUUUCUGAACCGAAAUGCGUGUUUGAAUGGGUGAAUGAUGAUAAGUGUAAUCUUGUAUAUCCAGAUGACGACGUGUGCCGUUCAGCACUCUUCCAUUUGGUAAACGAAAGUAUUGAGGAUAUGGACGAGAGACGCGGUUACCAAACGAAACCGCAUCCUUCUCUUCAAAAAGUAUUCUCCAUUCGCCUGGCUACGACUUUGGACAAAAAAGUGAGUAACGCUCAUGUGUACUCCCGUUAUUAUCUUUUGCACGGAGACCCGCGGGAGGAUUCCGAAUUAAGAAGACAUCAGCGUCAGAAAAACGAAGGCAAAUCCAAUUCUGUCAACACCAGUAAUAAGGGCUCUGGUAAAUCACUAGCCGCACGUUUAGGACCCAAAGUUAGUGAUUUGAGUUUAGCAGAGCGUAUCAGCAGAGACAAGAAAUCUAGAAGAAGAAGACGUAGACGGACGUAA
Schizosaccharomyces japonicus yFS275 is the source of this 749-nucleotide messenger RNA. Its product is annotated as fungal protein. The record is from RefSeq and is a predicted model, not a curated record. The coding region runs from base 90 to 749 and encodes 219 amino acids. The transcript has 3 exons. Gene Ontology annotation, molecular function: RNA 7-methylguanosine cap binding; mRNA binding. Lineage: Eukaryota; Fungi; Ascomycota; Schizosaccharomycetes; Schizosaccharomycetales; Schizosaccharomycetaceae.